UCUCUCAUUUCAGGUCUCGGACCAAACACAGUCUCUGAGACUCACAGAGUUUGUUUGAGAGAGAAACAAGAGAGAGAAAGAGAAAGAGAAAGAAAGAGAGACAUUCUUUUAUAGUCCGGCGGUUUCUGCGUUUUCCGGCGUGCUUCUCGGUGAGCAUUCCGAUGCCCUAACUCUCUUUUUCCGGCGUCGGAGCUUCGUUACUCUGCAAAGUCCGGUAGAUUUUCCGUGAAACUGUGGGAAUCUUUCCGGCGAUACCUCGAAAUGCUACUACUCGCAUUUCGUGUUUCUUAGAUCGAAACUGCUCUGAGUGUCUUCUAUCUCUUGCUUUUGAUCGUUGGAGCUCUUAAGCUAAAGAUUUUUAGCUUCGGAAGAGAUUUCUAGGGUUUUGUAAACCUUUACCUUCUUAAAAGGAGCUUUUCACUUCGUGCAUUUUGGUUCCUCGGGGAUCCUACUCUUGCUCGUUUGUUUGUCCGCAGCUUCAAAUCUAGCCGUUAGAGAAAGUUGGCCGUUUCUGGAGCUUUUGUUUUGUUUUUCCGUUUUGGAAAUUUCCGGGAGUGUGUGCACUGAGGUUAGCUUUCAUUUCUUUGUUCAAACUUUGAGCUCUGGUAGCUCAUUAUCCGAGAUUUUAGUCUCUUUGCACUUCCGGGUUGGCUGCAAAUUUUCUGGUUCCUUUUUUUUUUUUUUUUCGGGGUAUAUGGCUUUUCGGUGUUUUUGAGGGUCCCGAAUGCGAGCGUAUUUGAACAUGAAAAAGUUGCUUGGUUUAGUCGUUCUCAUUGUUUUAGCUCCAGUUUGGGUAAGAUCUCUGAACCCGUCUCUGAACGACGAAGUGUUGGGGCUGAUUGUGUUCAAGGCUGACGUUCAAGAUCCAAAGGGAAAGCUUUCAUCAUGGAACGAAGACGAAGAUAGUCCCUGUGGCUGGGCGGGCUUGACAUGCAACCCCAGAUCGGGCAAGGUCACUGAGCUCAACCUUGAGGGGUUCUCUCUUUCGGGUCGCAUAGGAAAAGGCCUCCUCCAGUUGCAGUCUCUCCGGAAGCUAUCCCUUGCCAAGAACAAUCUCACUGGAAGAAUAAGCCCCAGUAUAGCCCGGGUCGACAGCCUUCGAGUUAUUGAUUUGAGUGAGAACAAUCUCUCCGGUUCAAUACCCGAAGAUUUCUUCCGACAAUGUGGGUCUCUGAGAGUUAUUUCUUUGGCCAAGAACAAGUUCUCAGGGAAAAUCCCGGAUAGUUUGAGUUCAUGUUCAAGUCUUGCAGCGAUUAACUUCUCAUCUAACCAGUUCUCGGGUUCGUUUCCUGCUGGGAUUUCGUCUUUGAAUGGGCUUAGAUCGCUGGAUUUGUCUGAUAAUUUGUUUGAAGGUGUAAUUCCUAAGGGGAUUGAAGGAUUAAAUAAUCUCCGAGGAAUUAACCUUCAGAAGAAUCGGUUUUCUGGGCAGGUUCCGGAUGGAAUUGGAAGUUGUUUGCUUUUGAGGACGAUUGAUCUUAGCGAGAAUUCCUUCUCCGGUAGCCUUCCGGAGGCAAUGCAGAAACUUACCCUGUGUACUUUUCUAAAUCUGCACAGGAACUCGUUUUCUGGUGAAGUUCCGGAAUGGAUUGGAGAGAUGAAAAGCCUUGAGACUUUGGACCUUUCGGCCAAUAACUUCUCUGGUCAAGUACCAAGGUCCUUAGGCAAUCUUCAGUCUCUCAAGACCUUGAAUUUUUCUGCCAAUGGUUUCUCUGGGAGCUUGCCCGAUUCUAUGGUUCAGUGCACAAACCUUGUGGCUUUAGAUUUUAGUCACAAUUUGAUGACAGGUGGUCUUCCUACAUGGAUUUUCAAGUCCGGUACGAAGGAAGUUUCCCUUUCAGAGAGAAAACUCGGUGGAGCUUCUGCUCCGACUAAUGCAGUUCAAAAUCUACAAGCCCUGGAUUUGUCGCACAAUUCAUUUUCCGGUGAAAUUGGAUAUGCUCUUGGGGUCUUAAGCAGCUUGAGAGCCGUGAACCUGUCUAGGAACUCUCUUGUUGGUCCUAUUCCGAUGACUAUUGGAGAGUUGAAGUUCUUGGACAAUCUUGAUUUGAGCCAGAACCAGUUGAAUGGAAGCAUCCCUUUGGACAUUGGUGGUGCAAUUUCUUUGGGGGAACUGAGAUUAGAGAAGAACAAUCUUGAUGGAAAUAUUCCAGCUUCAAUUGAGAACUGUACAUCGCUAACAACAUUAAUCCUUUCUCAGAACAGACUGACUGGCCAGAUACCUACAGAAAUAGCCAAGCUUAGCAACCUACAAAAUGUGGACUUAUCUUUUAACAACCUCACUGGAGGCUUACCCAAGCAGUUGGUCAAUAUUCCUAAUCUCCUUUCCUUCAAUAUUUCUCACAACAACCUCCAAGGUGAGCUACCUGCAGGUGGCUUUUUCAACACUAUCUCCCCUUCCUCUGUCUCCGGGAAUCCAUCUCUUUGUGGCUCUGCAGUCAAUAAGUCUUGCCCUGCAGUCCUCCCCAAACCCAUUGUCCUCAAUCCCAACUCCUCUUCUGACACUACUCCAGGUUCAUUACCGUCAAAUCUCAGUCACAAAAGAAUCAUCCUUAGCAUUUCAGCACUUAUUGCCAUUGGUGCAGCUGCUGUCAUUGUUGUUGGUGUAAUUGCUAUCACUGUGCUUAAUCUUCGUGUCCGGUCUGCUACAUCCCGAUCUGCAGCAGCACUCACAUUAUCUGCAGGGGAGGACUUCAGUCGUUCUCCCACUACAGACAAUAACUCAGGCAAGCUUGUCAUGUUUUCGGGUGACCCUGACUUCAGCACUGGUGCACAUGCUUUACUUAACAAGGAUUGUGAGCUUGGGCGUGGUGGGUUUGGAGCAGUGUAUCGAACAGUUCUUCGAGAUGGACACCCUGUUGCAAUCAAAAAGCUGACUGUCUCAAGUCUUGUCAAGUCUCAAGAAGAAUUUGAAAGGGAAGUAAAGAAAUUGGGAAAAGUGAGGCAUCAUAAUCUUGUAGCACUUGAGGGUUACUACUGGACUCCAUCAUUACAGCUCCUCAUAUAUGAAUUUGUCUCGGGUGGCAGUUUGUAUAAGCAGCUCCAUGAAGGAUCAGGUGGAAACUUCUUAUCAUGGAAUGAGAGGUUCAAUAUAAUUCUUGGGACUGCAAAAAGCUUGGCUUACUUGCACCAACAUAACAUAACCCAUUACAAUAUUAAAUCGAGCAAUGUCCUUAUUGAUAGUUCAGGUGAACCCAAAGUGGCAGACUUUGGCCUAGCAAGAUUGUUGCCAAUGCUUGACCGAUAUGUUUUGAGCAGCAAGAUUCAAAGUGCUCUUGGCUACAUGGCGCCAGAGUUCGCAUGCAAAACAGUAAAGAUAACUGAGAAGUGUGAUGUGUAUGGAUUUGGGGUUUUGGUUUUGGAGGUGGUCACAGGGAAACGGCCUGUUGAAUACAUGGAAGAUGAUGUUGUGGUGCUUUGUGACAUGGUUAGAGGAGCAUUGGAAGAAGGGAGAGUGGAAGAAUGUGCUGAUGGGAGACUCCAGGGGAAAUUCCCAGCUGAAGAGGCAAUCCCUGUCAUGAAACUAGGCUUGAUUUGCACAUCACAAGUACCAUCAAAUCGACCAGACAUGGGGGAGGUAGUUAACAUUUUGGAACUGAUCAGAUGCCCUUCAGAAGACCAAGAGGAGUUGGGAUGAAUUUAAUUAAUCUUAUAAGAGAUUUAGGGAAGGGAUUUGUGAUAAGGUUAUCCGGCGAAGAAGAAUCCGGUUUUGUUCAUUAGAUCAGAGAGAAGAAAUUUUUUUCUUUUUUAAGAUUUUUCAUUUUCCUAUUGUUGUAAUCUUUUGUUUAUUUUCCUGUUUUAUGUUUGUAUGUUCUUCUCUAUUUUAUAGUUAGGUCACCGGAUUCCCCUUCACCAGAUUCCACUCUGGGUCCCUGUUGGAUCAUUAGUUCAUUACUACUAAUCUUUUGUACUCUUCCAAUUCCUGU
Ziziphus jujuba (common jujube) is the source of this 3923-nucleotide messenger RNA. Its product is annotated as probable LRR receptor-like serine/threonine-protein kinase IRK. Gene Ontology annotation, molecular function: receptor serine/threonine kinase binding; protein kinase activity; ATP binding. Lineage: Eukaryota; Viridiplantae; Streptophyta; Magnoliopsida; Rosales; Rhamnaceae. The coding region runs from base 725 to 3634 and encodes 969 amino acids. The record is from RefSeq and is a predicted model, not a curated record. Gene Ontology annotation, biological process: protein phosphorylation. The transcript has 2 exons.